GCCCUCCUCUGUGGAUGGAGGGAGCUCUAUUAAGCAAUGACAAGGAAGACGAGGGCAAUGGAGGCACAAAGAACAACAAUCCUGGAGUAGCAAUAGUCCUAGGCUCCCCAUUCUGCCGCAAGGUGGGUGCCAGGACAGCCUGACAAAAAGCAAGCUUUCUCUCUUUGGAAGCUUGUCCAGCUGAAGGAAUCUACUAGGUCUGAGUUAGGAAAAGGCCUUCCUUCCGUUCGGUUAGAGAGCAGUGGAGCAUUUUGGGCAAGAACCACACAGCACAGCCUGAGGAAAGAUAUGCUCAGUUCAGAUCUACAUUGCCACCGUUUCAGACAAUUCUGCUAUGAGGCAGUAGAAGGGCCCAGGAAAGUUUGCAGCCAACUCCACAAUCUGUGCUGCCAGUGGCUCAAACCAGAAAGGCAUACCAAGACUGAGAUGCUGGAUCUGGUGGUCCUGGAACAAUUCUUGGCUGUCCUUCCCUCAGAGAUGGAGAACUGGAUCAGAGAGUGUGGAGCAGAAACAUGUUCCCAGGCAGUGGCCCUGGCGGAGGGUUUCCUUCUGAGUCAGGCAGAGGAGAAGAAGCAGAAAAAGCAGCAGGCCUUGAUUAUGAAAGGAAUAGCUGAGGCAGAGAAGGAUCCAUCUGAAAACAAAUGUAUCCUGCUGAAUAGGGACAGAGUCUCCACCUCUUUAGAAGGUGGAACAAGAGCAUGGACAGUGCAGACUAGCUCCUCUCAUGAUAGUGAUACUACUCUUCAUGCAGCUUCAGUGAGGCUGGGUCAGGUGAGCUUCGAAGAGGUGGCUGUAUUUUUCACUGAAGAGGAGUGUGCUUUCCUGGACCAAGGACGAUGGGCCCUGCAUAGGAAAGUGAUGGAGGAGAAUUUGGGGCUUGUGUCCUCCCUGGAUAUUGAGGAGAUACUGUGUAACAAUGAAGAGGAACCAUGCAGAGUGUUGUCCAUAGCAGCCAACUGUAAACAGAUGAACGACAAUGGAAGGAACACUGACUCUCAAGGGAAGAAGAAGAAGAAACCAUAUUUUUCUAAGGCUGAGGAGCUCUGUGGAAUCUCAGUCCAAGAAAUGACAAAUGAAAGAAAGAAAAGUAAUAGUUAUAUCUGCCUUCUAUGUGGAAGAGGUUUCUGUUUGAAAGCAAACCUUGACUAUCAUGUGAGAACUCAUAACGGUGUGAUUUCGUUCAGUGGUGAUGAGUGUGAAAAGAUCCUCAGUGUAAAGAAAGCUCUGAACUCCCAUCAGAAAAGUUACAUGACUGAGAAAUCAUUUCGGUGCUUGGAGUGUGGAAAGAGUUUCAGUCAGAAACAAAACCUCACUCGUCAUCAGGGAUGCCAUACAGGGGAGAAGCCGUUUCAGUGCUUAGAGUGUGGAAAGAGCUUCAACUGGAAGACAGCCCUCACUACUCAUCAAAGAAGUCACACAGGAGAGAAGCCAUUUCAGUGCUUGGAGUGUGGAAAGAGUUUCAGUCAGAAGCAAAACUUCAAUCGCCAUCAAGGACGUCAUACAGGAGAGAAGCCGUUUCAGUGCUUAGAGUGUGGAAAGAGGUUUGUUAAGAAGAUAGCACUAACGUAUCAUCAAAGAAGUCAUACAGGAGAGAAGCCUUUUCAGUGCUUGGAGUGUGAAAAGAGGUUCAGGCAGAAGUCAAGCCUCACUGUGCAUCAAAGAAGUCAUACAGGAGAGAAGCCAUUUCAGUGCUUGGAAUGUGGAAAGAGAUUCAGUCAGAAGCAAAAUCUCAUUGCUCAUCAAAGAAAUCAUAUAGAUGAAAAGCCAUUUCAGUGCUUGGAAUGUGGGAAAGGGUUCAGUCAGAAAAUAGCACUAACGUUUCAUGAAAGAAGUCAUACGGGAGAGAAGCCAUUUCAGUGCUUGGAGUGUGGAAAGAGCUUCAUUCGGAAGACAGACCUCAGUUGCCACCAAAGAAGUCAUACUGGAGAGAAGCCAUUUUCAUGCUUAGAGUGUGGAAAGAGAUUUAGUCGGAAAUAUAUCCUCACUACCCAUCAAAAACAUCAUACGAGGGAAAAGCAUUUCAGUGCUUAAGAGUGAGGAUGAAGAGGAACCAUUCCUAAACACCCUUUGAGAUCAGCUGCAUUCCAUGUUGGGGAUGUGGAAAGACGCGAUGUGUCCGCCACAACCACCUGCAGAGUUGAACCACGUCGACAGGACGCCAGGAAGAAGGAAUCUGUAAAGAAUCUUAGUUACAUAGGCAGACUUCCUCUCACACAGGAAUGAAUCUCUGGACAACGAGGUUUCCCUCAAGAAAAGGGUUCUUUAAUCUUUGUUACAUAACUAUUUACAAAUAUUACAUUGAUUAUCAGACAUCUGUCUUGGAUACUCAUCAAGUUACUCCACCAACCAACCGACUUUAAUCUUCGUUUGCAAUAUUUAAAAUAUAUAUAUACACAGUGUAUUGGACAACCGUCUCUAAUACACACUAUUUACACCAACCAACAAUAAUAACACAACCUCUGAGGCAGCCACAUUAACACCAACAAUCUCACUGUCCCUCAGUGACAGUUGAGAACGACAGUUGACAGUUGCAUCAACAUUCCAGUGACGCACUGUUUGAAUACUGACACAUUUAACUGUUACUAGAGCUGUAAAGUGAUCAGGCAGACCCAGUUCCACCAGGGAUAGCCUGAAGGAAGAGGCUCCUCCCUCCUUAACUGUCAUCUUCUAGCCUCCUAUUCCGCUCCAGCUAUGCUCUGACUGUGUGGG
Sceloporus undulatus (fence lizard) is the source of this 2709-nucleotide messenger RNA. Its product is annotated as gastrula zinc finger protein XlCGF57.1-like. Lineage: Eukaryota; Metazoa; Chordata; Lepidosauria; Squamata; Phrynosomatidae. The record is from RefSeq and is a predicted model, not a curated record. The transcript has 8 exons. Gene Ontology annotation, molecular function: RNA polymerase II cis-regulatory region sequence-specific DNA binding; DNA-binding transcription factor activity, RNA polymerase II-specific. Gene Ontology annotation, biological process: regulation of transcription by RNA polymerase II. The coding region runs from base 289 to 2031 and encodes 580 amino acids.